AGGCGACAAGAGAGGACAGAGAAAACAAUCUCGUUGAUGGACGCCUCGUUUCGCACCUCGGUGGAAGCGGACGUAAAACACAACUAACAAGUAGUAGUAGGACGCCUCGUCACAAUACACCUGAACGAUUUAAUACUUACAAUACCGAUCGUGUCAUCAUGAACAUUUUCCUUGGAGGAUUCUGGUUUUUGUGCAUCUUGUGUGCUUUUCUGUAUUUGUACACUAGAUCGACAUUAUCCUCCGUCAACAAUGUGAAUUUCAACCAGUUUCAGCGAUCAUAUUUGAUGGUUUAUUUACUUGCAAUGGCUGGUGAUUGGCUACAAGGUCCACAUGUGUAUGCCCUGUAUGAGAAUUAUGGUAUGACAACACAUCAAAUAGACAAAUUAUUUGUCGCAGGAUUUGGUUCCAGUAUGAUGGUUGGAACAAUCGUUGGUUCCUUUGCUGAUAGAUAUGGAAGGAAGACAAACUGUGUUUUAUAUGGUGUCCUCUAUGGUCUCGCUUGUGUAACUAAGCAUUUUAAUAAUUUUUGGAUAUUGAUGUUGGGUCGAUUAUUGGGUGGUACAGCAACAUCAAUAUUAUACAGUGCUUUUGAAUCAUGGUUGAUUUUUGAACAUAAUAAGAGGAAUUUUGAACCGGAACUGUUGAGUAAUAUUUUUAGUAAUGCUGUUUUGGGGAAUUCCCUUGUUGCUAUUAUUGCUGGUCUUGUUGCUCAAUACUUUGCUGAUAUGUUUGGAUUUGUGGCUCCGUUCGACCUAUCGAUGGGUGUUUUAACUGUGAUGAUUGUUAUAACUAUAUUCACAUGGCCUGAAAAUUAUGGAAACCAAUCAUCAGAUUUGUCGAGUUCAUUUAAAAAAGCCAUCACAUCAAUCCGAACAGAUCCUAAAGUAUUAUGCCUCGGUUUGAUUCAAUCAUUAUUUGAAGGAUCUAUGUAUAUAUUUGUAUUAGAAUGGACGCCAGCUUUGACCCCUCACACACUACCAGUUGCUAAAAACCCGGUCAUACUGAGAAAUCUUCUAGAAGAUAAAAUGACAGAAGAUGGACAUCGUGGAUCCAUACCACAUGGUCAUAUCUUUGCAGCAUUUAUGGUAGCUAUUAUGAUUGGUUCAUCUAUAUUUAAAUUAUUAACAAAAUAUACGUCAGUUGAAUCUUUUAUGAGAAUAGUUUUAUUAACGUCCGCAUUAGCUUUAUUGACACCUAUAUUUUUUGCUGGGAAUCAAACAGUAGUAUUUAUAGGUUUUCUAGUAUUUGAAGCAUGUGUCGGUAUAUUCUGGCCAUCUCUUGGUACAAUGAGAGGAAAAUACGUCCCAGAAGAAACAAGGGCAACUAUUAUGAACUUCUUUAGAAUUCCAUUAAAUCUUAUAGUUAUUAUCAUAUUACUACAGGAUUUAAGUAUGUCUGUGAUAUUUAGAUGUUGUGCAGUAUUUUUAUUGAUAGCUGCUAUGUGUCAACAGUGGUUAUACAGAAAAGAGACUUUUGGUUUACCUAGUAAAAAAUAUCGGGAAACCCUGCUUGUAUAGAGAACUGCCUAAACCCUUGGAUGAGUUAAAGGAUGGGCAUAAACUAGGACAAGAGGAGAAGGUCCCACUGAAAGAGGUUGAAGGAGAUAUGAUCAUAUAGACAAAGAAGUACCGAUUGCAAAUCUGGAUAUAUCAGGGGGUUACAAGUGGAAAUCUCAUGCUGUACCCUGAUUUUAUCAUAAUCGCCAAUUGUAUUCUGUAUUUUGACUACUGGUUAGAAUGAAUUGUGCUUGUGUUUUAUAUUAUCAUAGCUAAAAACACCAUUGAAGUUAUAUUGGAAUAGGUCUACUAAGUGCAUUACUUUGAUUAUAAUGAUUAACCACACAUAAUCAGUGAUAAUUCAGCCAUAGAAAUUAAUGUAACUUAAGUGAAUAUCCAAAAUAGGAUCACUGAACAUUUCUCUCCUCUCUGAUUUUUUUUUCUGAUAGUUUACUGAAUAAACCUCAAAUUUUUCUCUUCAGUAAUAUCUUUUGUUGAUUACAGCCAAUGAAGGAUGCCAUGUUUUUCAUGUAAAAUAAUUAGCUUAGUAAUGACCAUAACAAUUCCUGUAUUGUUCACAGAAUCAUAGUCUUUCAUUUGGAAAAAAACAUCUUCAAUUUUAUAUCUAAAAUCCAAGCACAAUUUGUUUAUUUUAACAUAUACUAUGGGAUUAAGAACCCAAUUUUAUGGCAGUCCCCAAAAAUGUGAAAUUUGGGAGUUUAGUUGACUGACUGAUUCUAAUCCGAAUUAGAAUUCUGCAUAAAUCAAUGAUCAUAUAUUUCUGGAUUGACCUCAUAAUUGACAAAUUAUUUUUGUGUCAUUGAGUAGAUAUCUUAAAAGAUGGAUUGUCUCUUUAAAACCUCAAUUCAGAAUAAUCUAGAUCCUUUAUGGUUGCAAUCAGUUUAUUAUUAAGUAUAGAGGUUUGAUAUCAUAAUUUAUUACAGUUAAUAAUACAUGUAGAUGUUUUCUUUGUCCAUGUAAAAGUCAAACAUUAUUUUUGUAAGACUGUAUAUAUGUAAAUUUUCACACUCACAUACUGCAUGUUCAUGAUGGCAGAUCAUGUACCCAACACACGAUGAUAGUACAUGAGGUUACAUAAAAUUACCUGACCAAUACUGUCUACUCAUAGAUGAGUCUAAGUUCACAUAUUCCAAAAAAAGGAUAAAAUCCCCAAAUUUAUUUGUAUUUAUUUCAUGAGCCACAUUGACUCAGUGAGUAAGGUAAUGGCUCAAUAACCUGGAGGUUCCAGGUUCGAUCCCAGUGUUAUCUGAGAAAGUUCAUUGGGAUUUUACAGCCCGUCUUCAUUAGCCUGGUGUAGGACGUUAAAAACCAUUUCAUAUUUAUUUAAAAUCAUUUCUGUUAAUGCUUUAACUCAAUAAAUAUAAACAAUAUACUAGUAAUCAUUGGAUAUUGUCUGCGAUAUCACCUCGGUGGAAGCGGACGUAAAACACAACUAACAACUAACUAAAUCAUUGGAUAGACAAAACAUGUAUAUACUGUGGUGUCAGAUCAGUCGGGACACCCUUAUAUUUUUACUACUACAACACAGCCAUAUUCCCCACCCCUAAAUUAUAAUGAAAUCUGCAGUUUUACUGAGAUAGAAAUUUAUGAUUUACUCAUCACAUUUAGUAGCUAGUCUCCUAUACACUAUUAAUGCCUUUUGGAAUUUCAAUUGCACCAUUUAUAUGCCCUUUGAAUUGUUUAUUGAGCUUUGUUACAUAACCACAUAUAUCAUUGUCAUUAUGUUAUACCCUUAAUUAUUCAUUGUUGAGUAUAAAGAGGUGGACACACUAGUAGUAUGAUUCGGCCGAAUCAAUCGGAGUCGAAAUUCACCCAGUGUGUCCACUGUCAUUCGGCCGAAUCAAACAUGGUUGAUAUAUUUGCCAAGUGUGUCCGCUUUGCUGAAGCAUUUGCCUGAUUGUAGAAUUAAUUAGCCGAUCUCCACUCAUCAUCCAAUCAUAUCGAGAAGUCACGUGAUUGUUUGAAGACAUGGUCACCGCCAAGUUUAAUCAUGUGACAUAAAGUUGAUUCAAUAGUCCGGUGAAUCGGGUGAAGGAUUUGCCUGGUGUGUCCACCCAUUCGGCCGAAUGAUUCGGCUAAUGUGUCCACCACUUUUAAGUUUUAAGCAUAAUAAUAUGCAUACGGAAGGAUAUGUAACUGAAGAGGUAUUAAUAUAAAAUAUAGUUAAAUUAUUUUGUUUUACAAAUUUUUAAAUAUAGUAUUAAUUACUUUUGAAAUAUAUUUUCAAUUAUAAUUAUACAUUGUACAGUGGGUUUUUACAUUUUUUUAAAAUUUGAUUAUAUUAUAUUCAUUAAUUUAUUUUUCUUGCUUUCUUCAAUAAUAUAUACUGAUGUCCAAAAGAAAGUAUACACACUAAAAGUAUGACUAAGUUUUGUUUAGAUUAAAAACAUUUGAUAAAGCAUUACUGAGUUUGUCUCUUGCAUCCAAACUCAACAUUUCUAAGCAAAAUAAAAAUGUGAAACAAAUUGACAUUCUACCCAAAUACCGUAUACCAUGGAAAAACGACUUUGGUUGAUGCAGCACAAAAUGCACAGUGUAUACUUUCUUUUGGACAUUAGUAUAUUAAUUAUGCCAGAUUCCAUUAGUUAAACAUAAUUGUUUUCUCCCUGUCAAAUCCUCAUUGAUAAUUUAUUAUUACCUACAUUCUUAUGGUAUCCAUGAAUGGGUCUAAGCCCUAAAGUUAGGAAUUAAUAUUCUAUUGUAAUGUGUGGCAUUUAAUUUUAAUUAGCACCAUUAUUGUUUAAUUGUGCAAUGGAUGGUUGAAUAUUUUUAAAGAUAUAUUCCCUCAAGCAUAAUCAAACUGUUCAACCCUAAAUCCCAAUAAAUAUAUUUUCAACUUUUAUAAAGUUUGAUAGUUGUAAUGGCAACAAAAAAGCCAAAUUAUAAACUCAAAAUGCAUGAUAAUUUAUAACCCACAAUACGUUCAUAUGACAGGAAAUACAUUACUUGGUAACAGAGGUAUUCAAUUAAUACAUAAACUUGUAGUAGUACUACAUAAUUGUGGCUAUUUUAGAUUGUCAAAAAAUCUUGAUAUCAAUUUCUUUUUUUUCUUGAUAGUUGGAUAUCUAUGAGCAUGUUUUGUCGCUAUGUAAAUGCACAUAUUAUUAUAAUGUAUGUUGAGGAAAUAUAUCUUUAAACCAUCAUUGUUAAAGGAGAUAGUUCAUGCAAUUCUAUAUUUAAACAAAAGAUAUAAAAUGAUGACAGCUAGUCAGAUUUUCACACCUUUAAUUCUAACCAAAUGUACUUAAUAGUACAGCUAGGUCAUAAAAAAUAAUUUACAGAAACUUCAAAUUAAUUAAGAAUGCAGAUGUGACAUCAUCAGUUUCUUCAGUAUUUCGUGGCCAAGAAUAAAAAUGUGGAUGGUUUUAGUUAAUCCUUCAACUUUGUUUAAUUUGUUGUCAAAAUCAACUGUUAGUCAUGUUUCUACCCUUUCGUAUUCUAACAAUUCCAUGUUUGGUUACGCCAGCCAUGUCACAAACAUAUCACUUUCACAUCAUUGGUGAUACUGAUAAUAUAAAAGUGUAUUUCAAUUAAGAUCUGUUCAAGUCUGCUUGAAUAAGGGCAGUACAUAUCAACCAUAUUUAAAAUCAUGCAAUCAUAUUUGUUUCUGAAAAGUUGUAGGCAUCUAUGUGGAAUUUAUUGUUAAGAUUAUUUGAGGGUAUUGUUGUUAAAAUAUAUUUUAUUUUUUGUGUUAUAUUUUUAAUAUAUUACGUUUGUGUCCUACACAUGUGGUACAUGUUGAGCAAUUAAAUUGGGAUUUUAGAAAAAUAAAAAAUGUUAAUUAUU
Messenger RNA from Patella vulgata (common limpet), 5303 nucleotides. RefSeq names its product molybdate-anion transporter. The transcript has 14 exons. Gene Ontology annotation, cellular component: membrane. Bases 159 to 1517 code for a protein of 452 amino acids. NCBI's taxonomy places the organism in Eukaryota, Metazoa, Mollusca, Gastropoda, Patellidae. The record is from RefSeq and is a predicted model, not a curated record. Gene Ontology annotation, biological process: molybdate ion transport. Gene Ontology annotation, molecular function: molybdate ion transmembrane transporter activity.